AUGUCCCUGGAGCUUUUCAAAACCGCGGAGAAAUCAAUUGGCGAUUUUUUCGCGCGUGACGAUGCAUUGUCACGACUAGACCGUUUGCAUUGCCACACGUUGGAAGCAGUUGAGCAUGUGCUUAAGAUUCCGAAACCACAAGAAGUUACGCACAACGUACUUGAGAUGGCAGUGCAAAAAGUAGUGGAAAAGCUAUCGUGGAAGCUCAUGACGGAGUCCCAUGCCACGCCCAGCAGCGUGGGCAUUCCUGCGCUCCUGGAUUUAUGUAUAAUUGGCGUGACCAGCGGUUUCUUAGUGAAUAGCACGCCAUAUAAGAUACUGGAGGAUCUCAUGGAGGGACAAACUAUAAGCACGUGCGAAAAAGUGUGGGUACUUCUUGAAAUUCGCAAGGACAAGCUCACGACGCCGGCUUUUAUCGCUGAAAAAGGCCGCACCACCAAAGCAUCAUUGUGCCUAUUGCGGAUGUGCAACGCAUUACUGCGCCGCCUUUCCAAGACGCACAAUAGUGUCUUUUGCGGCAGGAUCUUAAUGUUCUUGUCGUUCACAUUUGCGCUGUCGGAGCGAUCAGCAGUGAAUCUAACUGGCAAAGCAAAUGUGACCAAUGUGACAGUAUUUGAAGACGAAGAUGCCUUUGACCAGGCUGAGGCGACAGAUGUUAUCAAGGCUUCCGCUCUUAGACUUGAGAUAGACAGUGGUGCCACCGUUGAUGCCAGUCCAAUUGACUACAAUCUCUAUCGCACUUUUUGGGAUUUACAAAGUUUUUUUCGCGAACAUCAAUUAGCCACGCAGUCGGUAGAGAAUUGGGAAAAGCUUUUUACUGAGCUGAAUAUGGUGCUCGCAGCCUUCGAAGGUAACGCAUUCUCGCCAGAUGAUCUGAAGCGCUCAGAAGACGCUAAUAACGGCGUCAACAUAAAGGCCGAUGUGACGUUGCAUGCAUUUGAUGGCGAUGCUGGUAAAAGUCCAAUAGAACCGAUUUCUCAAGAGCAUUUUUUUCAGCCGAAGUAUCUGACAAACAGCCGUCUUUUCCGUCUUCAGUUGCGAGAUCCAAUUCUCCGCGAAUGCAUGUUGACUCAGUUUCUCAUUCUUUUUAGUGAUAUGGCAAGGAUUAAGCCCCCUGCCGACAGUACGACGCCAAAGGCAAAGUUUGCCGACUUGACUGACCGCGUUGUCGCGUUGCUCAAGCAAACACCUUCUGACGGGGAAGGAUAUAGUGAGAUGGUAUCUUACGUCUUAGAACGCGAGCGCAAUUGGGUAAAGUGGAAGCUCGAGAAAUGUCCAGGUUACGAACGAUACCCAGCUGCAAUGGAAAACGAUACUUCUGCUGCUCUAACACCAGAUGUAAAGCGUCCUCGUCGUCAGCUUACAUCCCUGCUUCUAGAGCAGAUUUUGUCAGAAAGCUCGAAACCGUCAAAGAUAUUGGAAAAGAUAAAGGGCAAAGAAAGAGCCACAGAAGUCUCUCUGAAGGUGUAUACGGACCGCUUUAAAGAAGCAUGGGAUCCUGAGAACGGAAUCGAAGAAGAGUAUUGGCCGGAUAAAAAUGAGAUGUUCUGCUGGCGAACGAUGCGCGCUGCGAUGAAGACCAAUGUUAAGCACUUGGACUUGGCAGUCAAGGGUACGGAUGCUCUUGUCAAGGGAAUUCUUGGCUUAAAUCCCAGCGAUAUGAGCAAAGAACCCACAAAUACUCUUACCUCCUCGCCGAAGCUUGGCACUGAACGUGAAAGAAUCGAGAAAAAUGAUGAUCAAAUUGAUCGUGUCGUCCUUGCCAGCCGCAGUGACGACAUUAAGGACAAUGGAGCAGAUUAA
Plasmopara halstedii is the source of this 1803-nucleotide messenger RNA. Its product is annotated as Nuclear matrix protein. The record is from RefSeq and is a predicted model, not a curated record. The transcript is spliced from 8 exons. Bases 1 to 1803 code for a protein of 600 amino acids. Gene Ontology annotation, cellular component: THO complex part of transcription export complex. Lineage: Eukaryota; Oomycota; Peronosporomycetes; Peronosporales; Peronosporaceae. Gene Ontology annotation, biological process: mRNA export from nucleus; regulation of DNA-templated transcription elongation.